CUGACUGGUCCGCAGAGCCAUGCCAGGAGGAGGGGAAGGAGGAGGAGGCCUGGCAGCCCACGCAGUUGCUCUGGCGGUGGAACGGUUCCAAAAAAACAGAGAAAAGAGAGAGUCAGCAGUAUGACUGUUUACAAAAGACACCCAGGCUCCAGUUUCACGCGGAUCGUUGUAAAGAAGUACAGCAGAUCCGAGAGCAGCAUCCGAACAAAAUCCCGGUCAUCAUCGAACGCUACAAAGGGGAGAAGCAGCUGCCGGUGCUGGACAAGACCAAGUUCCUUGUCCCAGACCACGUCAACAUGAGCGAAUUGGUCAAAAUAAUCCGGCGUCGCUUGCAGCUGAAUCCCACCCAGGCUUUCUUCCUGCUGGUCAACCAGCACAGCAUGGUGAGCGUGGCGACUCCCAUCUCGGAGAUCUACGAGCAGGAGAAGGACGAGGAUGGCUUCCUCUACAUGGUCUAUGCUUCCCAGGAGACCUUUGGCUACUGAGACCUGCCAAGAGGUGGCAGGCGAGGUUGGAUGAACUGUGGUGCACAGGCCCCCGGCCUUGGAAGACAACACAACCGGAGGCUCACAAGAUGGGGACUGUGCUGACUCCCCUUCCUCUCCCUCCCUCCCCUUCCCAUCACCCCAUCACCAAAGAGGCUCGUGGCGUGUGUUGGACUCGCACAACCCUUCACGUCUGUGUAGAUUAGUCCCGCUCCCUCCACACAC
Tauraco erythrolophus (red-crested turaco) is the source of this 710-nucleotide messenger RNA. The record is from RefSeq and is a predicted model, not a curated record. NCBI's taxonomy places the organism in Eukaryota, Metazoa, Chordata, Aves, Musophagiformes, Musophagidae.